AUGUGGUCGAGAUGCGUCCUUACGCAAGGCUUCGACGUGACUCCAGCGAUUGCCGAUAAACUUUUAAAUACGGUAUACAGCAAUAUAAAAAUCGCUACUCCGGCUAAAUUUAAAAUAGCUGAUCCAGUACGCGUCAGCAAGUUUAAGACGAUCUUCGAGAAAGGCUUCACACCUAACUGGACCACCGAGAUUUUUCGAAUAGCCAAGAUACAACGAACUAAUCCCGUAACGUAUCUGCUCAAAGAUUCGCGCGGUGAACCGAUCGCCGGAGGAUUUUACGAGCACGAAUUGCUGCGCGUCAACGAUCCCAACGUGUAUAGACAUGCGCUCGUUAUUCUCUUAUAUCGCUAUUAA
Molecule: messenger RNA, 354 nt
Organism: Formica exsecta
Lineage: Eukaryota; Metazoa; Arthropoda; Insecta; Hymenoptera; Formicidae
Exons: 1
Coding region: 1-354 (117 amino acids)
Source: RefSeq, a predicted model, not a curated record